Molecule: messenger RNA, 1809 nt
Organism: Penicillium griseofulvum
Lineage: Eukaryota; Fungi; Ascomycota; Eurotiomycetes; Eurotiales; Aspergillaceae
Product: putative GPI anchored cell wall protein
Exons: 3
Coding region: 1-1809 (602 amino acids)
Source: RefSeq, a predicted model, not a curated record
AUGAGGAAAUUCGCCGCCCUCGCUGCCUUUGCUGCCGGCUCCAAUGCCCUCGUCGGCCGCACUGAUAGCUGCUGCUUCCACCUAAGUUCGUCCGGUGGUGCCUCCGGUAAACUCGGCCAGCUAGGUGAUGGCCAGAACCGCAUUGGCGACGAUAGUCUGCAACCCGCGCAGUACUGCAUCGACUCCAAUGGCGCUAUCACCGACUCUAAUGGCCGUGGAUGUAUCCUUACCCCUCCGACGACUCAGCUACAGUGUGACGAGGGUGUGCCUCCUACACCCGGUUUCUCUGUCAACUCACAGGGUCAACUCCAGUACCAAAGCAGCCCGGACUUUGUUGCCUGUGCUACCGGCCAAAAUGGUGGCCUGAAUAUCUACACUACCCCUAAUAAGAUGGAUGUCACUGGCUGCGUGAAUGUGCAGUUGUCUGCCGACGCUUGCUCGAGCUCGGGCGCUGGUGGAGGUGGCGGCGCACCUGCCCCAGCUCCUCAACCUAGCCCUGCUGGCCCUGGUCCUGGUCCCGCUGGCCCUGGCGGCGGCGGUGGUGGACCUGGCCCUGGCCCCGGAGGACCUGGUGCUGGAGGUGGAGGUGGCGGACCUGGACCCGGACCCGCUGGCCCUGGCGGCGGCGGUGGUGGACCUGGACCUGGUGCUGGAGGUGGAGGUGGUGGCCCUGGGCCUGGUCCCGCUCCCGCUCCAUCUUGCCCUCCCGCCCCCAGCGCCCCUCAGACUGUUACCGUUACUGUCACUGACUGCAGCUGUCCUACCUCCGGUGCCCCUGGUGGUGGUGGUGGUGGUGUUGUGCCGCAGCCCUCAGCUAGUAUGCCUGGCCCAUCUGGCGGCGCUGGUAUCAAGCCUUCUGGUACACAACCUGCUCCAGAAGGUGGCGGUGGUGGUGCUUCACAACCUGGUCCUUCACCUAGCGCGCCUGGUCCUGGAGGCGGCGGUGCUUCCCAGCCCGGUCCUUCACCCAGCGCGCCUGCUCCAGGCGGCGGCGGUGCUACGCAGCCUGGUGCCUCACCUAGCACAUCUGCCCCAUCUGGCGCUGUUACCAAGCCUUCAGUCACACAACCUACUCCCGGAGGCGGCGGUGCUUCGCAGCCAGGUACCUCUCAUAGUGUUUCUGCUACCGGCGGCGGCGGUACUUCGCAGCUAGGUACCUCUCAUAGUGUGCCGGCUACCUCCGGCGGUGGAGGAGGAGGUGGUAUCUCUGUCAGUGUGCCUCCCAUCUCUAUCAGUGCCUCCCACCCCACCGGCUCUGCCAGCGCAUCCGUCCCUGCUACCUCCUCUUCUGCCCAGCCCUCAAAGACUGGAACCACUGGCGGUGCUUGUCCCACUGAUCUCUCGGGUCCCUAUGAGAUCCCUCACCUUAUUGUCAAUGUCGAUUCCUCUUCGCCCGGCACUACCGCAGGAACUGGGUUUAACGGUACUGUGAGCUCGACGAUGUCAACCGUGUUCAACUUCGAUAUCCCGUCCUCCGACGCUGGCAAGACCUGCAGCCUCAUCUUCCUCUUCCCUAGGCUCGAGGAUCUCGAGACCUCGUCUUACAGCUUCAGUGGUGAUGGAAAGAUUGACUUCGCUAAGCUCUCGUCUGUUGCUGAUUCCUCGACAAACUUCGGUAACAUGCCUUCGGUGUCCCAGGACCUCGGCACCAUCACCGUCUCCCCUGGCAACUCAUACCUUGUUUCUACCUUCUCUUGUCCGGCUGGACAGGCUGUCGCCUAUGUGAUGAAGAACGCUGGCAGCACCGACUUCAACUUCUUCGAGGACUGGAACCCCUCUCCUCUCGGUCUGUACAUCACCACUUGCUAA